GGAAAUAAAUACAGAAUUGUAAAUCAGAGUUUAAACGCGGACUAAUGUUACUCCUUUUAUGUCUGCAAUAUCUAAACCCACUUUACAGUCUUCUAGUUAUGGCAACCUGUAUUUUAUGAACACAGUUUGUUAAAAGUAAACUACAACGUGCAACUUUACGUGCAUCACAAAACCGUUUGAAAGUAUGCUUUCGGUGAUACAUAUGUUUUUAAACUUUCUGAAAUGCAAUUAAGUUUUUUGCAAUAAAGUCUUGUGUAGUGUCCAGACAGAUACUCCGGCGUGAGACAGACCACACAGAGGCUCACACAGACCUAGAGAGAGCCGCCAUUGCGCUGCUAGACUCUCAACAGCGCUAAACUGUGAAUAAAAUCACGAUACAGACUUCUUUAAGCUUUAAACUAGCAUCUAGAGCAGCGAGACAUCUUUGUGAGCAAUGGAUCUCCAGCCUCUGCAAACAUAUCCUUGGUCUGUAUUUGGAUGACAUAGUGUGUUUACCAUGAACACCAGCAGCCAUGAAAGCUUACUGGGGAACGCCACAGACGUGAGACACAGCAGCGCCUGGGUCGUGGAGUCUGUCGUCAUAUUAGCCAUUGCCUUGUUUGUCUGUCUGGGCAAUCUGCUCGUUGUGCUGACCCUUUAUCGGAAGCCCUACCUCUUAACGCCAAGCAAUAAGUUUGUCUUCAGCCUGACGCUUUCAAACCUCUUGUUGUCGGUCCUGGUGCUGCCGUUUGUCAUUGCCAGCUCUCUUAAUGGAGAAUGGCUGUUUGGUGUUGUAUGGUGCAACUUCACAGCACUGUUGUAUCUGCUCAUCAGCUCUGCCAGCAUGCUCACGCUGGGAGCCAUUGCCAUCGACAGGUAUUAUGCAGUGCUGUUCCCGAUGGUCUACCCUAUCAAGAUCACGGGGAAUCGUGCAGCGGUGGCCAUAGUCUACCUGUGGUUGCACUCUCUGCUGGGCUGCCUGCCUCCUCUGUUUGGCUGGUCCACAUUUGAGUUUGACCAUCUCAAGAAGACCUGUACUGUGGCCUGGUAUCGUGACGUCAGCUACACUGCAUUCUGGGUUGCAUGGUGCUGCCUGAUUCCACUGUUUGCCAUGCUGGUGUGCUACAGCCUCAUCUUCCGCGUGGCACGACACAAAGCUCGCAAGGUGCACUGUGGCUCGGUUGUGGUAGUCCAGGAGGCCCAGUCCUCCAAUAGGAACAGUCGAAAGAACUCCACCGCCUCGGUUUCUUCUGUCGGGAGCCGGAAAGGUUUUAUCUACGCCGGAAGCCAGUGUAAAGCCCUGGUCACCAUUUUGGUGGUGGUCGGCACCUUCUUGAUGACGUGGGGGCCGUAUGUGGUAGUGAUCUGCACCGAGGCAGUUUGGGGGCGAGGAAGUGUGUCACCGGGACUGGAGACGAUGGUGACCUGGCUGUCGUUCAUCAGUGCUGCCUGCCAUCCUCUCAUAUACGGGCUGUGGAAUAAAACUGUAAGAAAGGAGCUGCUUGGCAUGUGCUGUGCUGACCGCCACUACCGGGAAACAUUCAUUAGUCGCCACAGAAAGUCCCGCCUCUUUAGCAUCUCUAACCGAAUCACAGAUCUUGGGAUGUCUCCGCAUCUGACGGCCAUGUUGGCUGGUGGAGGCCCGGUUUUAGGUGCUUGCAGCAGCACAGGAGACACUGGCUUCAGUUUUUCCCAGGACUCAGGUACAGAUAUCAUGUUGCUGGAUAACUGUUCUGAAGGAGCAGAAAGCUCACACUACAGUGCUUUAGUCGUAAAGCGCAGGAGUUCAGUGAUGUUUGAGGACCAGGUGGAACAGCAGUCUAAAGCAGAUGAGGAUCAGUCUCAAUGCCUGGUGAAGGCGGAGAUACACCAGGUGAUUGACAGCUUUGCAUCCAGUAUGGCCAAAGCCAUCGAGAGCGAUGCCAGACUUCUGCUGUUCGGUGCAGAGUCUCUGACUGACAGCGUUUCAUCGUGUCGACCCGCACAGAGGGGCUCACACAACCCAGAUGGACAGAGGCUCCGUCUGGAGAGCAUCGAUGAGGGAAUUUUUAACGAUGACAAGGUUGAAGAAGACGAGGAUGAAAUCGAGGAAAUAUGUGCAUAAAUAAAUCGACACAUGGCCUGAUAUUUGUUUAAUACAUUCUCAAUGAAGCAUAUAUUCUGACUGUGUAUAUAUCACUACAUAUAUAACACACAUACAGCGAAGAUGCAAUAAUAUGCAUCCAAAACUUCAAGAAAAAGUUCAAAACUAGUAAUUUUUAGCUGUUUGAGGAAAAUAACUCUCUUGCAAAGUAACUAAUUUAAACAAUUUAUGUAUACACCAAACUUGGUCCUGUAAAGCUUAGCUCCAACUUUCCUCAACACAUCUGGCUGGAUGUUUCUAGUAUGCCUAGUAAAACCUUUAUUAGCCAGUUCAGGUAUGUUUAAUUAGGGUUGGAGCUGAACUCUGCAGGACACUGGCUCUCCAGAAGCGGAAUUGGACACCCCUGAUAUAUACCGUAUAAAACAGACUGGGGCUAGUUGUCACGCUUAUUAGUCCAGUGAAUAUUUCUCAGAAUAGGUUUGUUGAAAGAAAAUUUCUGUUUAGGAAUAUACCAUGAUCGAUGCAUAUAGCCUAGUGGUUAGGGCACUGAUAUAUAUAUAUAGUGCAACUGUACCUCCAGCCAACUUGGGUUUGAAUCUUGACACUGGGUCCUUUGCCAAUCUUACUCCACCAAACACUUUCCUAUCAAUCUUCACUAUCCCGUUAAAAUUGAAAAAUUCUGUAUUUUUUUUAAUGAACAAAGUCUUCAAAACCACCAUGUAAACAAGCAUUUAUGCAACUAGAAGUCUGACACAAAACUUUAUAAUUACUGUAAUACAGUACCUGUGACAACUAGCCCCGGUCUCUUUAACUGUAGUGACUUCACAUUAAUCAAUAUAAAUGAGCUGUGUAAAGGUGUUUAGUGUGUAAUGUGUUUGUACAGAUGGAGGGGACCCAAAGGAAAAAUAAUCUUUUGAAUUGUUGUGUUUAGCACUGUUUACAUAUGUAUGCGUAUUACUUUGUCUAAUUUUCAUGUCAUAAUUACUGUCACAAUGUGGCCUUCAUGUUUGCAUACAACCAUGAAUAAUGUUUAGACCUGCCAAAAAUGAUGAACCACAGUCCAUUAUGAAUGGAAAGCUUUGUGUCAUGUGGUGCUGUUUUCAAGUGCUGAGCUUGUAACAUCGUAAAACACAGUCUUCUACUUAAGAAUAUGCACACAAUCAUGAUACUCACGUUUGAUAUUUCUACAGUGGAAAAAAAUGUUGUAAAAUUAUUAUUUUUCUUUGUAUUGCAUUUCAAGGUGUAAACAUUUUGUAAUUUAAUUUUCUUUAAAAAAAAAUCAUUUAAAUUAUUAUUUUACAAAACAUUCACUAUUCUGUCUUUUUUUGUCAUAAUUGUCUUUCUGAAAAAUAAACAGCACUUGUAUUUCUAAGUCUGUUUCUCCCAGUGGUCAGUAUGUGAAGGUGUUAAUGAUUAGAGUCUGCCGAACAUCUGUAAGGAUCUCAGCCAACACUGAUGCAGCAGGAGAAGAAGAGUGCAAACAGAGAAGUUUUACUUUUACAGUAUAAGCCUUUUAGCUAAUUGUUUUUUGAUUUAUGCAUAAAAACAACAUUUAUUGGAAUUUAUUACAGCAAAAAGCAAUUUGUCAGGUUUUUCUUAUAAAUUAUUUAUUUUAUAUAACUUUAUCCUUAUUUGUAAGUCACUUUGGAUAAAAGUGUUUGCUAAAUGACUAAAUGUAAAUAUAAAUGUAACUUUGUUUAUAUGCUUGCUAUGCACCUAAUA
Messenger RNA from Carassius gibelio (silver crucian carp), 3784 nucleotides. It is a transcript of the gene gpr161a, whose product is annotated as G protein-coupled receptor 161b. NCBI's taxonomy places the organism in Eukaryota, Metazoa, Chordata, Actinopteri, Cypriniformes, Cyprinidae. The transcript is spliced from 6 exons. Gene Ontology annotation, cellular component: membrane; recycling endosome. The record is from RefSeq and is a predicted model, not a curated record. Gene Ontology annotation, biological process: G protein-coupled receptor signaling pathway. Bases 497 to 2083 code for a protein of 528 amino acids. Gene Ontology annotation, molecular function: G protein-coupled receptor activity.